AUGGACGCAAUUCAUCAAUCGAGUCGCGCGGGCGAUGACAAGGCGGCAUUCCAACACCAUGAGAACAGCGACUCGGAGCACACCAGCCACCAGGAAAAGGAUGGAUCAAGGUCCGAAGAAGCUAUGCACGAGUCGGAGAUGGACGUCCCGAUGACAUUCCGUCGUUUCAUGGGCUUUGUUGCCAUGGCUUUCUUGUGGACUGGAAGCCAGAUUCCUGUCUAUCUUUUCGGUGGCAUUCCACCCUAUAUCUAUGGUGAUAUUGGUGGAGCAGAUCGAUGGGUCUGGUUUGUGAGUGGAUACCUUCGGAUGAACAUUGUGCUGGGGGCUAAUGAACAGGUCCUUGCAAAUUUGCUCGGUCUUGCAGGUGUAUGUCCUUUCGUUGGAUCUAUAUCCGAUUUAAUCGGCCGUCGCCCAGUCGCUAUCAUCGGAGCUUCCCUAAUUGUCAUUGGAAUGAUUGUGUGCAGUACAGUGAACUCGAUGAAUUACUUUAUCGCCGGAAUGGCCAUUGCUGGAGCUGGAGCUGGAGUUAACGAGUUAACAGCCCUUGCUGCAACCUCUGAAAUGGCACCAACUCGGAAACGAGGUGUUUAUGUCUCGGCACUUAUCUUCACCAUCGUACCAUUCUGUCCAUCUGUGCUAUGGGCCCAGCUUAUCGCAUAUUACAGCCAUUGGCGGUACGUUGGAGCCUUUUGUGGCGCAUGGAGUGCCUUUGGAUUAUUGGUCACAAUAUUUUUCUACUUUCCUCCCCCGCGAGUCAACUCCCAGGGACUUAGCAAGAAGGAGAUCAUUGGUAGAAUUGACUUUGUUGGUGGUUUCCUCAGUAUCACAGGUCUGAUUGUCUUCUUGGCGGGCUUGCAAUGGGGUGGAUAUAUGUAUCCUUGGAGCUCAGCCCAUGUUCUGGCGCCGCUGAUCAUUGGAUUCCUUUUGCUUGUCGCAUUUGGCUUCUGGGAAAUCUACGGAGCUAAAUAUCCGAUCUUCCCUUCCCGUUUGAAGCAAGAGCCUCGCACUCUAGGUCUAACACUUGUCAUCACUUUCAUUUCUGGUGCCAACUUCUUCUCUGUGCUGAUGUUUUGGCCCACGGAGUCAUUCAACGUCUAUGGUCAUGACCCGGUCGACGUGGGUGUCCGCAGUAUUCCAAUUGGGUUUGGAAUCAUGGCAGGGGCGUGUAUUGUUCUCGCAUUACUUUCCGUCCUCCGAGGACAUAACAAGGAACUCUUGAUCAUCAGUAGUGUUCUGAUGACCGCAGGAUGUGGAGCCAUGUCAAUUGGACGAACUAAUAACAUGUACCAACUUUGGGGUAUUCUCGUUCUCGCAGGCCUCGGAAUCGGGGGCAUUGUAGUGCCUGCCUCGAUCAUCACCACAAUCAUCUGCCCAGAUGAUCUCAUUGCCACCAUCUCGGCGCUUACUCUAUCUAUCCGUGUUGUAGGCGGUGGUAUUGGCUAUACCAUCUACUACAAUGUCUUUAUUUCCAAGUUUGUGCCGGCAGCAACCCAUUACAUUGGCGGCGUGAUGAUGACAGAGCUCAAUAUCACCGACGUCAAGCUCAUCGGCGAAGCAAUUGAGUUGACAGGUGCCUCGUUGCUUGAUGAGCUGCGCCUGAUCCCUGGGAUUGCUGGCAACGAAACUGCCUACCAAAUGGUAGUGGAAGCAGGGCAGAUCGCCUAUGCUGAGGGAUACAAGUGGGUAUACUAUGUCAGUAUUGCAUUUGGUGGUGUCUCUAUCCUGGCGGCUUGCUUCAUGGGCAGCAUCAAGAAGUACAUGACGGAUCAUGUCGCUGUUUUGUAUCGUGGGGCCGCCGAUCAUGACGCGCCAAGCCCGGCAACUUUUUUACGCCGCAACCACCGACACAACUUUAGACCAGCCAUGGCUUCCAACCCUCCCAAGCGGAAGCCCUCAGGCCCGCAAGCAUCUCGAGGAUCAAACAAGCGCGCCAAAACCUACGAUGCGCGUACACUGGCCGUGCAGUCGGCCGACGCCGCACUCUCUGCAACAGGCGAACUUGAUGUCGCCGCCUAUUCUGCAGCUCGGGCAUUCGAGAUUCAAGCCCUCGAGGAAGGGAUGCAACGGUCAAAAAAUGCACUCACAACACGGGCAUUUCAGAAAGUUCCUCGCUCGCUCCGGCGCCGUACAGCGAGUCACAAUGUGAAGCGCGUUCCACAGAGGUUGAGAGCUCGAGCCAAGCGAGAGAUGGUCGAAGAUAAAACGCCCACGGUUACCGCGCGCAGGCGCAAACCGUCUCAGAUCAUGCGCAUUCGUCUUGAUACCGCCCGGAGGCUGCAAGCACUGAACGCCAAAGCGAAGGCCCGACGGGCAGCUGCGAGAACCAAGGAACAGAAAGAAGACGAGAAAAAUCUGAAAGAGCAAGGGAGUCAUAUGUUUGAUAUCGCACCACGGGUACCCAAGAUCAAGAAGAACAAGCUGUCGAGACCCACGCCCGCAGAACCCAAAUAUCGCAAGCGCCAAAAGUGCAAGACUUGGCUACCCACGCACUUAUACCACGCCAAACGGGCCCAUAUGGCCACGACCAAAGAUCCUUUAUGGCGUUUUGCAGUCCCGUUGUCUCCUACCGAGAAAAGUUAUCGGCCCACUCACCGUGCCAGAGGCGCCAGGGGUGCUAUAGCUUGGGACAUGAGUUAUAUGUCCACGAUCCAGCUGGAAGGCACAGAAGCUGCUAUCCAGGCUGUUCUCAUGGCAGUGGGCGUUGAUGGGGAUGUUGCAUGGGGUACAAAGGGGAAGAAGUGGAGAGCCGGUACCCGAUCUCUGCAGACUUGGACAUUCGAGAAGGACCAUCGUUUACGUCCAAUUGCACCGGUGACACUGGUAUGGUGUGCCAAGCAACAGGAUGUCGAGAUGGUCGAUGCCGGUCAGCCUCAAUCCAAGUCAUCGAAGAAAGACCACCGAAAGCUUUGGAUUAGGGUCCACCCCUCGGCAUUUCUCCAGCUGUGGAAUGAUGUUCUCGACAGUUCUAAGAAGCAGAACCCUCCUGUCAUGGUUGAAGACCUGCGCUUCGAUAUCGGCAGUAUCGAAAUCUCUGGGCCUGGAUCUACCGAAGCCUUACUGGCAACUUUGAAACCAAUCCUUGAACCUGACUCUAAUGGACCGCCAGCACAAAGCCCAGAAGCUGUUUGGCCAGCUCUUCUCGGUGUUUCAAACCCUUCUUCAUUGCCAAGUAAUGCUUUGCUGUCUUUUGCUGUCUCCGACCCUCGUCUACAUUUCCCACCACGCACACAUCACGUUCCUGAUAACGAAUCUCAUAUGAACGACCUUGCCAUUUUACUUUCUCAAUGGAGUCCCGACAAAACACAAGGCCCAUCGACGCUGUUCGAUCGAUCCACUCGAUUAACGGCAGCUCGUCAGCUCCCCAGCCAGCAGGCUAUUAACCGGCGACGCACUCUUGCUGGUCCCGGUAACUACCCACCAGCCCAGCCGACUGAUCCCCAAAUUCCUAUCAUGAUCAUGGCAAACAAACCCCAAGCCCGAGAGAAGCGUAGCAACGCCCCGGGCUCUUGGACUAUUCUAUUGCCAUGGAAAUGCGUCGUUCCGGUAUGGUACUCGCUCAUGUUCUACCCGCUUUCCAGCGGAGGCAAUCCCUUGCUUGGUGGACUGAAGCAACAGCAACAACUUGCCUUUGAAGCUGGUGAAGCUUGGUUCCCUGGAGACUUCCCGGGAACCCGAGCAGGCUGGGAAUGGUGGCAACGCGAGACGAAGAAGUCUCAGGAUGAAUGGGAGCGCCGUCCAAAAGGGCGCCGUCCCGAAUUUGACAGCCUCUCGCUGGCAGAAGGCCGGCCAAAGGGCGAGAUUGGCCGCGGUUGGGCUUGUGAUUGGGAACGACUGAUUCAAGGGCCGUCCCAAAGUGCCGACGUCAACCACAAGGUUCCAUCUGAGAAACAGGCAGCUGAGGUGAAGAAGUCUGACUCAGAUGAUGCCUCCAGUCUCGCCGUUCCACCCCUCGACCUCCAUAAUGUUCGCUUCCCGCGGAUUGAUACCAAUCAAACUCUGGACAAGCUUGACAAGUCUUCGGUCAAUGCUUCCGCUCUUGCCACUGUUCAUAUCUCCCUCAUUUCUAGGGGCACACCCACACCCCGUGCACGCAUUUAUCGACUUCCCUCGGAUCCAACAUUACGUCAAAAAUGGCUUGCGCUUGCCUCAAAGCUUAAGUCUACCCGACCAGAGGCGGCGAGUGAUGAGGCUUCCCCUGCCUCUGUCACAGCUGGACGUCAACUUGCCGAGUCUUUGAUGGCAUCUAUAUCUGAUGACCCCGAUUCUGAGACCCUGGACGUGCCCAUGGAGGAAGACCUGAUUGGAUUUGUCACAACGGGCAAUUACAAUCUCUCCGAAGGAAAAAGUACAGGCAUUGGAUGCAUUCAGCUUUCGAAGGUGUUGGCCCUGGAGUCCAAGCCCUCUGAAAGGCGAAUGUGUAUCAUUCGGACCGCUGGCGAGAAGAUCGGCCGGCUGGGCCAGUGGGAGUUUGUAUAA
Messenger RNA from Penicillium salamii, 4476 nucleotides. NCBI's taxonomy places the organism in Eukaryota, Fungi, Ascomycota, Eurotiomycetes, Eurotiales, Aspergillaceae. The record is from the annotation of a GenBank genome assembly.